AUGUCGGGCCCAGACCAACCUGAGCCUAUCGUGGAUACGACGCGAUCACUCAAGCGCAAGCAUCUAUCCGCCGACGAUCAAGCGGAGCUCGACUCCCUCGACGACAUUGUCAAGCGCAUAAAGACGGCGGUUCCGCGAACGCCAUACAUACUUUCAGUACCUUCAUCAAAUCCAUACCGGUACUACUCACAACAACAAGCCAAUGCCUGGAAGAUAGGAAGAUUAUGGAAGUCAGAUGAAGAGCACUUGCAAUACAGAACAUAUCUGUACCGCGAGCCAUGCCAGGACUGCUUCGAGCUGCAGGCGGGAGAAGACAACGAGCCUGAGCCUGAGCCUCCACGCUCCCAGGCUUCAAAUGGCCAGCCAGCGAAGAAGAAGCCCAACUUGUCAGCCUUCAAGGUCAAGCAAGCAAACGGUCCCAACACUCCCAGCGUCAAGAUCACUUCGCCCAGUCUCGCGCCGGAAAAGGCAUCGAAACAGGCGAUUGGGGUUAGCAAGUCUGAGAAGUUGUCUGUGCCCCCCCAAAAGGCCGAGUCCAAGUCGCCAAGAUCCUCCUCUAGCACAUUACGCGACGAAAAAUCUGCCAGUAAAGCCAACGGUGACGCCCCUCCCUCGAGUCGACCGCGAGCCUCAUCCGCGCAGAAGAGCGAGACUAUCAGCUCCAAGGGCAGGAUCGAGAAGUCGGAUCCUUCAAACUCAACACCACAUGGCCUACCCCCACUACUGUCGCCAGUACAUGAGCCAAUGGGCAAUCCCUACGGCCUCCCGAACAUUCUAUCCCCCACACUCCCCUCAAAUAUACAGGCCGAGCUGGAUAGAAUAGAGGUACAACGGAAGCGCGCAGACUCCGACGCAUCUGUGUCAUCGUCAGAUCGCAAGAGUCAGACGCUGGCUGUGCCGCCUAGUGCAUCUCAGCAGUCCAACGGUACGCCCAAGUCAGAGAGCAGAGUGCGCUCAGUCUCUAUCAACGGCAAAUCGCCCAAUCCCGAAACAGUCAGUCAUGCCAAACAACCCGAUCCUAGUAUGCUAGUGAAGCUGAAAUUCUCCAAGACCAAGGCUCCAGUCGUUGGCCAGAUUCUCCGCCUACCAUCGAAACGAUCCAAUGCCGAGAAGAAGGAGCGCACCGAUGCGCCCAAGGUUACUACAGCAGAUACACAGCCCAAAGUCACGGAUCCGCCUCUCAUCAAGAAGAAGCCUAUCCCCAAGGUUGCUGCUCGUCGCGGAGAGACUACAACGCCAGCUGCAUCCACACCAAAUGCUGGCGCAAAGCCAGCCCCUGCAAGUACAAAGGUUGCGGAGAAGCGACCACGGCCGGAUGAGGAUGCGUCUUUGGCGGUACCUCCCACUAAGCGACCCAGGGCUGGCUCAACGCAAGACCGGCCCAUUACCCCUCUCCAAAACACAUCAUCGCCAGCACUAUCUACCAAGCCCAAUGCACAGAAGAGCCAGAACCAGUACACAACCCCUAAGAAGGAUAUCAAAUCAGUCAACAUGUUACGAAGCCAGUCUUCGGAAAGCAACGACGCAACGCCCGGUCGGUCUGGUGCAACUCCAGCCGGCGUAAAGAUGGAGCACAAGGCCGGCCCUACAUCUGCUCUUCUGAAUAGCAAGAAACAAGCGGAUAUCUCGCUGCUAGGACAAACGUCGGCAAAGCUGAAUCAGAUGGGUAGAGCCCUCAAGCACGAAGCGACCAAGAUCCUCACAGCCGGCGGCAGCAAGAUAUCAAAACAGGACGAGAAGCGAGCUGCAGUGACGAACCUGGAGUGCAUUCUCGCAUACAUGGCCGCCUACUUCGCCCAAGACUUUUCCCUUAACCUCCGCGGCCGCGCCGGCGAAGUAGAGCAAACUUGGAAAACACUCCUUCCCCUCUGCCUCUCCUACUCGCGCUGCACAAAAAAUCUUCAACACCUCGACGGCCUACGUUCAUAUCUCAGUUCCGUCAUCGCCGGAGCCAUCUGCACGCACGUCUCGCAACGCUGCCAGAACCCCAAGUUAUUCUCCCACGACUCCCCGCAAGACCACGCUACGAACAACGUCGAUGUAGCCCGCCAGCAGAACUCCCUGGCGGAGAACUUUGCGUUGCUGUCUGAUCACACGAUUAAAAUGAACAGACAUUACCAGGAUGCCCGCAUCGCCCUGCCAAUUGAAGACUUGCAAUCGCUCUACAAGAAGACGUAUGCGGGUCGUGAGGCCAACGCCAAACUCGCACGUGAACCAGAGAAGGUCAGCGGCGCGCGUUUGUCGGGACCGUAUUUCCUGCCUCUCGCGACGGAUACUACGCCCAUCCAAGCUGUACGCUUCGGCCUCAAGUUUCUGAGCGAGUACUGCGAGAAGGAGGGAUUGCAGUAUAACCUCAGAGUAAAUCUGGAUAAGCCGGAAUAG
Messenger RNA from Alternaria atra, 2382 nucleotides. RefSeq lists its product as uncharacterized. The record is from RefSeq and is a predicted model, not a curated record. Bases 1 to 2382 code for a protein of 793 amino acids. Lineage: Eukaryota; Fungi; Ascomycota; Dothideomycetes; Pleosporales; Pleosporaceae. The transcript is spliced from 3 exons.